Molecule: messenger RNA, 4003 nt
Organism: Hippopotamus amphibius kiboko
Lineage: Eukaryota; Metazoa; Chordata; Mammalia; Artiodactyla; Hippopotamidae
Gene: ZBTB17
Product: zinc finger and BTB domain containing 17
Exons: 15
Coding region: 770-3157 (795 amino acids)
Biological process (GO): regulation of transcription by RNA polymerase II
Molecular function (GO): DNA-binding transcription factor activity, RNA polymerase II-specific; RNA polymerase II cis-regulatory region sequence-specific DNA binding; protein binding
Source: RefSeq, a predicted model, not a curated record
UCUAGAGCACAAGCUCAGUAGUUGUGGCACACAGGCUUAGUUGCUCCGUGGCAUGUGGGAUCUUCCUGGAGCAGGGAUCGAACCUGUGUCCCCUGCAUUGGUAGGCAGAUCCUUAACCACUGUGCCACCAGGGAAGUCCCGAAAUUUUGUUAAAUUUUGAAAAAUGUUUCCAUAUAAUGUUUCCCAUGAAAUGCACGUUUAGUUUAAAUAUUAAAUCUAGGUGUAUCCAAAUAAAGGAAUAGAGCACUCCCAGCACCUCAGAAGACCUUAAAUAUCCCUCCUCCUAUCCAGAGAGAACUGUUACCCUGAAAUUUUUUGUUAAUCAUUCCCUUUUCUUUACAGUUUUACCAUCUGUAUCAGUUAUCGCUUGCUAUAAGCAAACCACCCCAAAACUUAGUGGCUUUAACCAUCAGCAGUUUAUUAUUUCUCCCCAUUUUGUGGGUUGACCGGACAGUUGUUUUUGUUCUACGAGGUGUUGAGGUCACUCGUGCCAGAAUUCAGCUGGUGACUCUGCCCUGCCGCGGUCGGCUCGGGCAUCUCAGCUCUUCCUCAGGGGGCGUGUGGAGAUCAGUUUCUCCUCCAGGGCCCCUCCACGUGUCCUCUCCCCGCAACAGGAGCACCCGGAUGUCACUGCAGUGGGUGGCUGAGUUCCAAGAAAGCAAAGCAGAAGCUUCCAGACCUCUGAAGGCCAGGCCUGGGACUGGCACAGAGUCACUGCGUCCUGUUGGUCAGAGUCAUCCCAGGGCCACCCAGAUUCAGCCGGAGUCUCAUGGCAGCCAUGGAUUUCCCCCAGCACAGCCAGCACGUCUUGGAGCAGCUGAACCAACAGCGGCAACUGGGGCUUUUGUGUGACUGCACUUUUGUGGUGGACGGUGUUGACUUUAAGGCUCAUAAAGCAGUGCUGGCAGCCUGCAGCGAGUACUUCAAGAUGCUCUUCGUGGACCAGAAGGAUGUGGUGCACCUGGACAUCAGUAACGCGGCAGGCCUGGGGCAGGUGCUGGAGUUUAUGUACACGGCCAAGCUGAGCCUGAGCUCUGAGAACGUGGACGAUGUGCUGGCUGUGGCCAGCUUCCUGCAGAUGCAGGACAUCAUCACGGCCUGCCACGCCCUCAAGUCACUGGCUGAGCCGGCUGUCAGCCCUGGGGAGAAUAUGGAGGCCUCGGCCGUGGAAGUGGGGGACAAGAGAGCCAAAGAGGAGAAGGCUGCUGGCACUACGCUGAGCGAGCUGGACCCGGCCGGGAGCAGUCCACCCGCGGGCCCAGGCAGGGAGCCCAAAGAGGAGCGAGGAGGCCAGGCCGAGAGCACAGCCAGCGGUGCAGAGCAGACAGAGAAGGCCGAUGCCCCCCGGGAGCCUGUGGAGCUCAAGCCGGACCCCACGAGUGGCAUGGCUGCAGCUGAGGCCGAGGCUGCGUUGUCAGAGAGCUCGGAGCAAGAAGUGGAGGUGGAGCCAGCCAGGAAGGGAGAAGAGCGAGAGGAGGAGGGCCCCGCGCCCGCGGUGGUCAAGGAAGAGGGGCCGCCGCUGGAGAAGGGCGAGGCCCCCGAGGAGAGCGAGGAGUCGGCCAGCACGGACUCGGGCCAGGAGCUCGGCGCGGAGGCACGGAGCCUGCGCUCGGGCACCUACGGCGACCGCACGGAGUCCAAGGCCUACGGCUCGGUCAUCCACAAGUGCGAGGACUGUGGGAAGGAGUUCACGCACACGGGCAACUUCAAGCGGCACAUCCGCAUCCACACGGGCGAGAAGCCCUUCUCGUGCCGGGAGUGCAGCAAGGCCUUCUCCGACCCGGCCGCCUGCAAGGCCCACGAGAAGACCCACAGCCCGCUGAAGCCGUACGGCUGCGAGGAGUGCGGCAAGAGCUACCGGCUCAUCAGCCUGCUGAACCUGCACAAGAAGCGGCACUCGGGCGAGGCGCGCUACCGCUGCGAGGACUGCGGCAAGCUCUUCACCACGUCGGGCAACCUCAAGCGGCACCAGCUGGUGCACAGCGGCGAGAAGCCCUACCAGUGCGACUACUGCGGCCGCUCCUUCUCCGAUCCCACGUCCAAGAUGCGCCACCUGGAGACGCACGACACCGACAAGGAGCACAAGUGCCCUCACUGCGACAAGAAGUUCAACCAGGUGGGGAACCUGAAGGCCCACCUGAAGAUCCACAUCGCCGACGGGCCCCUCAAGUGCCGGGAGUGUGGGAAGCAGUUCACCACCUCAGGGAACCUGAAGCGGCACCUUCGGAUCCACAGCGGGGAGAAGCCCUACGUGUGCGUCCACUGCCAGCGGCAGUUCGCUGACCCCGGCGCCCUGCAGCGGCACGUGCGCAUCCACACGGGUGAGAAGCCGUGCCAGUGCGUGAUGUGCGGCAAAGCCUUCACCCAGGCCAGCUCCCUCAUCGCCCACGUGCGCCAGCACACCGGGGAGAAGCCCUACGUCUGCGAGCGCUGUGGAAAGAGAUUCGUGCAGUCCAGCCAGUUGGCCAAUCACAUCCGCCACCAUGACAACAUCCGCCCCCACAAAUGCAGCGUGUGCAGCAAGGCCUUCGUGAACGUGGGGGACCUGUCUAAGCACAUCAUCAUCCACACCGGAGAGAAGCCUUACCUGUGUGACAAGUGUGGUCGUGGCUUCAACCGGGUGGACAACCUUCGUUCUCAUGUGAAGACUGUGCACCAGGGCAAGGCAGGCAUCAAAAUCCUGGAGCCAGAGGAGGGCGGUGAGGUCAGCGUGGUCACUGUUGAUGACAUGGUCACAUUGGCCACUGAGGCACUGGCAGCAACGGCUGUCACUCAGCUCACAGUGGUGCCAGUGGGGGCUGCGGUGACCGCUGAUGAGACGGAAGUACUUAAAGCCGAAAUCAGCAAAGCUGUGAAGCAAGUGCAGGAAGAAGAUCCCAACACCCACAUCCUCUACGCCUGUGACUCCUGUGGGGAUAAGUUUCUGGAUGCCAACAGCCUGGCCCAGCACGUGAGGAUCCACACGGCCCAGGCACUGGUCAUGUUUCAGACGGAUGCGGACUUCUACCAGCAGUACGGUCCGGGCAGCACGUGGCCGGCCGGGCAGGUGCUGCAGGCUGGGGAGCUGGUCUUCCGCCCUCGGGAUGGGGCUGAUGGGCAGCCCGCCCUGGCAGAGACACCCCCCUCAGCCCCUGAAUGUCCACCACCUGCUGAAUGAGCAGGCACCCCUCCUCCUGUUUAUUUAAGGAUGGAUGGCACCCUAGAACUGAGAGGGGUCACCCCAUUCCCUAGAGAGAAUAAAUUUGAUUAUUUUCUAAUGCUGCCUAUAGCUCCCUGUGGGGGUGGGGCGGGGAGCUGGCAGCUGUGGCUGAUGCCACGGAAGGGUUGCUCCACCCAGAGACCAGCCAGCAGAGACCUGCUUCUUGGGAAAGCCAGGCGGUCCACACUUUACAGGAUGGGACUGGAGCCCCAGGACCUGUCUAGAAGCAAGCUGCCUGGGCUGGGGUGUGGGCAGCACCCUCAGGCCAGGGAAACUGCAGCUCCACAAGCCCCAUCCUUCAUCUGGUCUCCUCUUUGGAGGCUUCUCUUCUGCUCAGCCUGAGGAUUGGACCUCUCCUCUCCACCUCUUCGCUGUGGAGCACAGCUGGGACCCUGCCCACCUUGUGCGGGUGCUGGGAGCUGGGCCCACAGGGCGUGGCCACAGCUGCUCACCAGGUUCCAGGCCACCCACGUGGAGCCCAGCUCGGCGGGGGCCCAUUCAGCCAGGGCAGCAGGGUAGGCAGAGCGCCAGGCCCAACAGGCCACAGGUCUGGUUCUGUUGGGCUUGGAGGGAGAGCGCCAACACUCGCUUCACAGUAACCCAGGCCAUGAGGUCAAAGCCAGACCAGAUUCAUUUGAGAACAUUUACUUGUCCUGAAUCAGUGGAGUCUCGACAAGGCUGAGGGCCUAGAAGAACAGGAAUGAGCAGCCAGCGGCUCUGAUGGGUAGGCAGGAGGUGCAGCACUGCUUAAACUAGGAGCAGCAGUGGGGACGGUGAAGCAGCUCACUUUUUGUCAGCAGGAAG